Messenger RNA from Leptinotarsa decemlineata (Colorado potato beetle), 1855 nucleotides. RefSeq lists its product as uncharacterized. The record is from RefSeq and is a predicted model, not a curated record. NCBI's taxonomy places the organism in Eukaryota, Metazoa, Arthropoda, Insecta, Coleoptera, Chrysomelidae.
AUUUUGACAGCAGGACUCUGACACUGACAGUUGAAUUUUUUUGUAUAGGUAAAUAUUGUGAAUCAGAGAAACUGAAACAUUAUACAUAUAAUUGUUCUUGAGCAGGAAGAAUCAUACAACAUAUUUUCCAAAUGGAAGAUGAUGAUCAUGAUGAUCUAUUGCAAUGCACUGAUGAUGAAUCCCUUUCUGAAACUGAGGAUCAGUGUCUUCCAAUCGACAAGCCAGAGGAAACUUACAGGAACACGUUCAAUUAUUUUAGUCACUCCAAAUUUGAAUUCAUAAUUACAAAGUUAACAUUAAUUUAUGCUUCAACUUCGAUGUUGAUUGUGUUGCCUCUUUAUUUAGACGAUGUUAAUAUCAGUGGCAAUGCUUAUUCGAUGAUUUUCACAAGCACCUCUUUGUCUUUGGUGGUUUUUGUAAUGAUGGCUGUUGUCAAGUGUCUAUGCCAGAAAUAUAGAAUUAUCAAUAUAUUGAGUCUUCCAGUGAGAUUUUCCAGACUCAUGCAGAUAACUGUGGUGUAUUUCCUCGCAGCUUUCAUGAUAAUUUAUGCCUUGGAUAGAAAAAGAGUUAUUUGUCACUUGCAAGACCCAAUAAAAGGAAUUGUGUUGGUGUUUUCGCUGCUGUAUUAUUUUUUCUUCUGCAGAAAACUAAUGGGUCUUCAAAGAAUAUUCUCUACAACUACCAUAAUCGUAGGUUUGUUCAUCGCUGUCGAUUAUGGGCUCUGCGAUGAAUUCAGGUGUAGAGGUUAUGAACGUGAAAGAGUAUCAGAAGAUGCAGGUCCUUGGAAUUGGCAGACUCAUGCUAUCUGGACCACUGUAUACAUUGCAGGCCUGGCAUUGUUUGCAGCAUACUUUUCUCUCUUAGACAGAUAUAUUUUGACGAAUAUUGAAAUGGGGUACAACAAUAUUGUAAUUCCUUCGACUUUUCUCAGUACAGUUUCCAGAUCUGUAUCAUUCCCCAAUACUAAUGCUACUUCAACUCCUCGUUUCGUUGGAAAUGGGCCCUCAGAAAGUUCAACUUGCUCUAAGAAAUGUUGCGUAAUACAUUUAGCUAUGUGGAUGCAUAUUAUUGGACUAAUUUUCAUUAUAUUGAUGUUCUGGACAGAUUUAAUUCCAGAAAUUGGAAAGGGAUCAAACGCAACUGAAUUCUGGAACUACACCCUCACUGGUUUCGUGUGCCAUUUUGAAAAACCGCACACUCUGAACGUAAACGGACAGUCACAGUGUGGCAAUGUUCUCAUCUUCUCCUGGAUAUUCUUGGUCUCCUACAUACUCUUCGUGGUGUCAUCUAUGAAGUUCUUGAUAUUGUCUCAGUCAGCUGUUUAUACUGUAGCUGUUAUGUCGACGUCUCUCCCUCUGGUCAGCAUUUGGUGGUCUCUUUUCCAUGCCACGCCCCAUGCCAGUGUAUCCUUGGUGUGGUCUCCAACAAUAACCGGCGAACUGAUAUGUUCACUCCUGGGAUUGCCGAUCAUAUUGGUUGGGCUCAUAUUGCUGUUCAAAGCCCACCUGAAGGAUUAUCAGUGGUCUAGACUUGGUGCAGCUCACAUCAUCUCCGGUAACCAUUUCGCUUAAAUUCCGGCUCUGUCAUGAGCUCUGAAAUUAUUGAGCAUUUGUUUUAGACGUCCAUAUUAUAUUUAUUGUUUUAACUUUUGUGAUUAUCCGAAUUCUAGGUAUUUUGUGAUAUCGUUUCUGUUAAGUUUUGCUUUGAAACAGGUCCAAGUAGUGUCGUUAUAUUUGUCCGAACUGGGCAGAUGUGGUGACAUAUUCGGCUUCGAGAUUAGAGGAAGACAAUAUGUCAUUACUGCUAGUCAAAUUUCUCGUGCUACCUGAAAAUAAACAGCUUUUUUUAUCGACAA